Molecule: messenger RNA, 240 nt
Organism: Dissoconium aciculare CBS 342.82
Lineage: Eukaryota; Fungi; Ascomycota; Dothideomycetes; Mycosphaerellales; Dissoconiaceae
Exons: 1
Coding region: 28-234 (68 amino acids)
Source: RefSeq, a predicted model, not a curated record
UGUAGAACAAAUUCCGGGGAAGGAGGCAUGAAAAAAGGGGGUGAGGAAGUGGAAGAGAAGAGGAGGAAGAAGAGGAGAAGGAGAAGAGAGAAGAUAGAAGGGAGGAGAAGAGGAGGAGGAAGGAGACCACCAGAGAGAGCAAAAGCGGGGCGCUGGACGCCGACGCCGACGAAGGGAGGCGAAAGGAGAAUGGAGAAUGACGCACACCCGGCCCUCCCGAUCCCUAGUGUAUGAAAAUCG